Pocillopora damicornis (cauliflower coral) is the source of this 1956-nucleotide messenger RNA. RefSeq lists its product as uncharacterized. The record is from RefSeq and is a predicted model, not a curated record. NCBI's taxonomy places the organism in Eukaryota, Metazoa, Cnidaria, Anthozoa, Scleractinia, Pocilloporidae.
GCUUCUCUUCACCCAGGUGUACAAAUGGGUACCAGCAAAUAUGUUGGGGGUAACCCUGCGAUGGACUAGCAUCCCAUCCAGGGGGGAGUAACAAUACUCCUAGCCGCUUCAUGCUAAAGGAAACCGGAGCUAGGCGCCGGCCCCAUGGGCCACUUGGGCCUGUAUAAAGGCUUUUAUUUAUCUUUGAGGCGAGGGGCACUAUGCGGUGCCUUCUAUUUACAGUGCUGUUACUCUCGCUUACCGUAUUCGAGCUUGGUAAUGGAGAGGAAAGCGUUUCUGAUGUAAGCAUGACGAAGAAGGAUCAGGAAAUCGAUGAUUUAGCAAAUCUUGAGGAUGACGACCAACCAGACGAUAACGCUCAAGAUAGGUGGUUGGCCCCAGAGCUGUACGAUGAAAUAGAAAAGCGUAGUAAAGGCAAGAACCAAAAUAAAAACAAAAACAAAAACAAGAACAAGACCACACCCGCCCCAACAGGCAGGCCAGGGGAAGAGGGUCAGGAGGAGCUCCCGACAAAGAAGAAUAAAGGAGGAAGCAAUAAAAAUAACACGAAUAAGAAUAACCCAAAAAACAGGCCAGCUAAGAAUCUGUUUUCAGAGAAAGAAAUACCUUUUUGGUUUUUCCCCUUGGGAUGCUACGAAGACAAAGGUCCGUUAGCCUGGAAAAAACCCAAGCUUCGCGAUAUAGAGACACUGUACUUUAACAGCCGUGGAAGGAUCGACUGGAGAUUAAACAACUUCAGGGACCCGAUAAUGAGAUGCGCACAGGCUGCCCAAGCCAAAGGAUUCCUGUGCUUUGGUGUUCAGUUUUACGGUGAAUGCUGGGGAUCCGUUACUGCCUGUGAGACUUACAACAGUUAUGGAAAAUCGAUGAGGUGUACCGGAGGCGCCGGUGUUUAUUGGGCUAACUUUGUUUACAAGGGUAGAUGUGGAUCAGCGUAUGGGUGUUGUCCUGACAGAGCUAUGCCAGCUCUUGGCAAAAACUAUGAAGGUUGCCCAGAUUGUACCACUGUUGUGGACAUAGUUUUUAUUGUCGACUCGUCUGGAAGUAUUGGAAGGAAAAACUUCAACACGAUGAAAGAUGUUUUACUCAAGCUCGUCCGCCAUUUCUCCGUCAGUGAAUCUUACGCUCGAGUUGCUAUCGUUCAAUACGCUACUAAUGCAAGAAGAAUUUUUUCACUUCACAAAUCACAGCGACGGGGAUUUCUGGAACUUCUGAGGAGUAUUUUAAGAAUGCGUUACACUCAAGGGGGAACGAAAACUGGAAAGGCCCUGGAUUUGGCGGCCAGAAUGCUGCGCCAUUCUAAGAGAAUGGUUAAUCGCAAGAUCAUAAAACAUUAUAAGGAAGUUAUGGUCUUAACUGACGGCGUUACAAAUAAAGAUGACAAGAAAAGAUUAAAACGGAGAGCGGCUGCUCUAAAAGCAAUCUCUCACGUAAUAGCUUGUGGCGUUCAGGGAAAGGGGUACGACGCCAAGAAACAAAAGCAGCAACGUAAGGAGUUAAGUGAGAUCGCCAGUAAGGAGAGCGAUGUAUUCUACGCGCCAUCCUUCCAGAAGCUUAAAAAACUCGUGAGUCCAAUAGCCCGUCUCGCAUGCCCACUGAACAAGAAUCGUAAACUGGUGUGAGGAGAUUCGAACGGGGUGUAAUCACAAGCUAAGGUGCAUGGCAGUGAUAAGGGUGCUGGGACCUGAAAACUUGCUGGAAAAGUUUAUUUUGCAAUCAAAAGUGUAAACAAUACGGGAAUAAAAAAAAUGGGAAAAAAUAGAAAAUUAAAGAUUGCGAUUUUUCCCCUAAUGAGAUAUGGCAAACAGAAUAUUUUUCCAUUAACAUUUAUUUCCCCUUUGUGCAAUCAUAACAGCAAUAAUACAGAAAAGACAUACAGCAUUGCUUAAAAUCAACCAGUUAGAGCGCUUGUGUACGAAUCUCACACACAGACUUUAAAUUUGUUCCCAUAAAAGU